CCCAUUCUGAGUGGUUUGAGAGAUGUAAAGGUAAAUUGGUUUCGGUUGUUCUAGUUGACGAUGUCACACAAGUCAAUGAAAGACUUACUAGCGUCUGCUCCUAAAAACUGGGGUAGAUGGGGUCCUGAUGAUGAACUUGGCUCGCUAAACUUUUUAACUCAGCAAGAAGUGUUGAGAGGUAUUCGGUCGGUUCGACUUGGGGAGGUGUAUACUUUGGGUGAGUUGAUUGCCAAUCCAAAGGGAGAACCUGUAUUCCCAGGAAGAACGGGAGCACUCAAGUUCAUGACUCAAGAUAAGAGUUAUUAUAAAAGUGGCAAAUCUCAUUCGUUGCCUGGUGGUGGUGAGUAUUCUGAUGAUGGCAUAACUAUGUACUUGCAGGGUUCCACACAAUAUGAUGCUAUGGGUCACUUUUGGUAUGAUGAUCAUAUUUGGAAUGGAUAUUCUGCAGAUACUACUAUGGGAGGUAUGGAGAAAGCUUCUAUUGUCCCUAUUGGAGAGAAGGGAGUCGUAGGACGUGGGGUGUUGAUAGAUAUGCCCAGAAUUCGUGGUAAAUCUCGUUUAGAUAAAGGAGAAGAGAUCACAUUGCAAGACAUUAAGGAUGCUGCAUCGAAACAAGGAGUUACUAUAGAGAAGCAUGAUAUUUUAGUUAUCCGCACUGCAUUUUUGCAAAGUUUUUAUGAACAAUCGAGAGAAGAGUUUUAUGAUGGUUUGAAUGAACCAGGCAUGACGUAUUCUCCGGAAUUGGUGCAGUGGUUCCAUCAAAUGGAAAUUCCAGCACUUUGUACGGAUACGAUGGCGAAUGAAUUGACAGUGCAUCCCGAGUCUAAAGUAUUAUUGCCAUUGCAUUGUGCACUUUUAAGAAAUUUGGGAAUCGCGUUUAAUGAAAUUUGCAAUUUGGAAAAAUUGGCAGCUGCUUGUGAAAGGCAUCGCAAAUAUGACUUUUUAUAUGUUGGUGCUCCACUUAAAGUUUAUCGUGGUACUGGUGCUCCAGUGAAUCCAGUAGCCAUUUUAUAAAGGAUAGUUGAAACUUGUUAGAAGAAGAGUUGUAGAUGAAAUUGUGAAAUC
This is a messenger RNA of Galdieria sulphuraria, 1065 nucleotides long. RefSeq lists its product as uncharacterized. The record is from RefSeq and is a predicted model, not a curated record. NCBI's taxonomy places the organism in Eukaryota, Rhodophyta, Bangiophyceae, Galdieriales, Galdieriaceae. The transcript has a single exon. Bases 76 to 1014 code for a protein of 312 amino acids. Gene Ontology annotation, molecular function: arylformamidase activity.